AUGGAGCCAAAACCAUGGGUGAAUCUAUUUAAAGGUAGUACACUCCCUUCUAAAGUUUUUGCGUUGAAUUUUAUUGCUCCCACAGUUUGUGAUGGCACACCCAUAGCUGUACUUGAUAAGAAUGAGAUUCAAAAAAUGAAUGAUUUGUGGGGAAAUGCAAUUGUCAUGUAUGUGGUUGGGGAAAAGCCUUCGAUUGGUGCUAUAUUGAGAUUCAUUGCAAAAGAAUGGCAUCAAGUUAGUAAACCUCAGAUUUUCCUCCAUGAUGAGGGCUAUUUUGUGAUUAGAUUUCAGUCGAAGAAGGACAAGGAAUCAGUACUGGUGGCUGGUCCUCAUAUGUUCUUUGGCAAACCUAUGAUGGUUAAACCUUGGACAGCAAGUUUUAAUUUCCAGGAGGAAAUAUUGAGGGUUGUUCCAGUGUGGGUUAGAUUACCUAACUUACCACUAAGUUGUUGGGGGGGUGAUUCAUUGAGCAGAAUAGGGAGCUUGCUUGGAGAUCCUCUAUUUGCUGAUGAUUGUACUUCUAAGCAGCAAAGAAUAUCCUUUGCUAGAAUUCUCAUUGAAGUGGAUGUAACUGGUGACUUGCCUAAAUCUGUGCAGAUUCAGGAUCCUAUGGGUAACAUUGUUAAACAGGUGGUUGAGUGGAAACCUAAAGCUGUGCAGCCUGUUCUUGAACCAAAAACUACUGAUGAGUUGAAUACUAAUAAUGCUGUACAAGAGGAUGAUGGGGAGAAUGGAGAGUUAUCUGUUAAUGAUAAACCUUUUACUCCAAUUUCUCCAGUUCUUGAUGAAGGGUGGAGAGUUGUUUCAAGGAGAAGAAGAGAUAUCAGAACUCCAGCUCAGACUGUGGGGCUUGCUGAGGUCCAUUUGAAUGAGGAGGAUUUGGUUGUUGGUAGUGAUGGAGUGGACUUCCCAACUGAUCCACCAUGA
Spinacia oleracea (spinach) is the source of this 927-nucleotide messenger RNA. RefSeq lists its product as uncharacterized. The coding region runs from base 1 to 927 and encodes 308 amino acids. NCBI's taxonomy places the organism in Eukaryota, Viridiplantae, Streptophyta, Magnoliopsida, Caryophyllales, Amaranthaceae. The record is from RefSeq and is a predicted model, not a curated record. The transcript is spliced from 2 exons.